Molecule: messenger RNA, 2077 nt
Organism: Psylliodes chrysocephalus
Lineage: Eukaryota; Metazoa; Arthropoda; Insecta; Coleoptera; Chrysomelidae
Source: the annotation of a GenBank genome assembly
AAUAAUUAUUUUUAAUAGUUAACGUGGUCAUUUUGAAUAAUUGAAUUUUUUACUAAAUACCUAUACUGUGCUUUGCAAUUAUUAUUCAUUAUUUGAUGUAAACAAGUCGGUGAAUAAAUAAGUUUAUAUGAAUAUAAUUGAUUGAUGUGUACAGCAACAUUUUCACUAUUUAAAGAAAAAUGGAUAAAGAAACAUUUACACCUUGCAAAUUAUAUACGAAUACAGCAACAGAAUUCAGUAGUUCGACGACUUCUAGCCAAAAUAGUUUUACGUUGUCAGGACAAUCAGUAUUGAGACAAUUCCGAAGGAGCAAGUCUUUGUCAUGCAUUGUGCCUGAUAAUUUUUCUACAGCGGAAGUUAGAAGAAUUCAAGAAAGGCUAUUAAGGGCUAAUGGACAAGUGGACACGUCAAGCCUAAGAAACCUAUCGCGAUCUCAGAAAAUGACGUUGGUAUCUCUAGCAUUGGUAGACUUCAUGAGUUUUUGUUCUACGUCGAUAAUGGCGCCGUUUUUUCCAAGAGAAGCCAACGAAAAAGGAAUGUCCGAAACUUUCACUGGAUUAGUAUUUAGUUUUUAUGCUCUAGUCAUGUUUAUUUCUUCUCCAAUUUUUGGAAAAAUUAUACCAAAAUUUGGAGCAAAGUUUUUAUUCCUGCUUGGAAUUUUUAUCGCAGGAACAGGUAAUAUUUUAUUUGGUUUAUUGGAAUAUAUCGAAAACUAUACGCUUUUUGCUACUUUAUGUUUAUUAAUACAAGGAUUCGAAGCUUUAGGAGCCAGUGCAUAUUGCACAGCUAGUUACAUUUUUGUUGUUAAUUCGUUUCCAAACAACAUAGGAUCAGUGAUAGGUAUUUUAGAAACUUUUGUUGGUCUUGGAAUGAGCACAGGCCCGGUUGUAGGUGGUCUGCUAUAUUCGCUCGGUGGAUUUAGUUUGCCAUUUUUUGUGUUGGGUAUAGCGAUGGUGAUAACAUUUGUAGUUAAUAUAUGGCUGUUACCUAACAUUGAAGACUGUGAUAAUUUGACCAACAAAUCAAUGUCGAUACUUAAUUUAAUCAAAAUACCAGCUGUAGUAAUUAAAGGACUGGUAAUUGUGGUCGUAUCAAAUGUUUGGUCAUUUUUGGAUCCAACUUUAGAACCACACCUAAGAGCUUUCAAUUUAAGCCCAGAACAAGUUGGUUUGAUAUUUUUAUUGAUGGCUGCGUUAUAUGGAAUUUCUAGUCCGGCAUGGGGUUGGUUAGCAGAUAAAGCGGACAACCAUUGGUCAAUGAUGGUAGUUGGUCUAUUUACAUGUACCAUCGGUUUAUUAUUAUUGGGCCCUUGUCCGUUUAUACCAUUUUUACAGCAGAGUCUAUGGUUGGAUUUGUUAGCAUUAUCAAUCAUUGGGGUAUCAGUAGCUUUGGCUCUGAUGCCUACUUUUCAAGGCAUCUUAACGUCUGCAACGCAUGCUGGUCAUGCAGAUACCCUAGCGACAUACAGCGUUGUGGCAGGAGUUUGGUCUUGUAUGUACUCUCUAGGAGAAUUUAUUGGACCUGGACUAGGUGGGUUUCUUUUAGAAAAAGCAGGGUUUCCGAUCGCUUCAACUGUGAUGGCGCUCAUGACAUUUUCACUAGCAAUAAUAACGACUUUAUUUUUCCUCCUUAAGUCAACAUAUUUUGCUACAGACAGUACUACUUCAGACAGCGGUAUCAGUGAAUCUUGGAGAAGCUCCAAUAUCACUGUGUCCAAUGAGAAUACACCUUUGCUGUUAUCAACAACAGAUGCAAGUUGUCAGCCUUAUAAGGGACAAAAACAGUAUUAUACACAGAAUCAAAAUAGCGAUGUUUUUAAUGAAUAUACAAGUUUAUCAGAUAUAAAAUCUACAAUAUCAGUUUCGAUAACUGGAAAAGGAUCCUCCGAAAUUUAAUAUUUUUUAUAAAUUCAAUUUUUUUAUAUAUUUUCAUAUAUUUUUAUUUGACCGUGUAAGAUACAUUAAAUAUAUUUUUAAGCAUAGCUUUGGCUUUUUAGUAUAAAAUUACCCCGUCAUCUCAUGUUUAUUUUCGAGAAAGAAUGCUAAUAGGGAGGCGUUUAAGUGAGCAGUCUGAUCGG